Molecule: messenger RNA, 1999 nt
Organism: Westerdykella ornata
Lineage: Eukaryota; Fungi; Ascomycota; Dothideomycetes; Pleosporales; Sporormiaceae
Product: amidase
Exons: 2
Coding region: 199-1836 (545 amino acids)
Source: RefSeq, a predicted model, not a curated record
GACCAUUGUUCAACAUUACCUUCUACAAAGUGGAUUUCAUGGCUGUAUAGCCGUGAACUCUCCUUCAUAGUAAACAAUAUCCCUCAGAUUUCUCUCCACCGCGCGUGGAUCGGUCCGCCUACCCUAGGGUAACGUGUAAUUUGAUCUGAUAUCGUACUCCUGAGAUUAAUACUUGAGCACUGCGCUGUGUCUAUUCCAAUGUCGCGCUCCCAUACGAAAAAGAAGCCGUGGCAAGUGAUUGCGAAAGAGGCGCAGGACUAUCGGGACUCAACCAUUGCUGAGUUGUCUCCAAGCGCCCCAAGAGUGCCGGCGAAGCUUCCCAAAAAUGUCCUCCCGCUACCGCAGGAGCUGUUGGACGUCUCUGUGCUCACCAUCACAGAGCUGCCGCCGGAGGAGCUUCUGGUCUCGCUGGCCACUGGAAAACUGACUGCGGUUGCUGUUACUGACGCCUAUCUACGUCGGGCAGCAGUGGCUCAAGGCCUCGUCAAUUGUCUCACGGAACUCCUCCCCUCUCUGGCACUGUCCAGAGCCAAAUACCUUGACGACUAUUUUCAGAAGCAUCAGAAGCCCAUAGGACCACUUCAUGGCCUCCCGAUCAGCCUGAAAGAGCACUUGGGAUUGAAAGGGCUCAGAUGUACCACCGGCUUUGUCUCACACUGGGACCAUAUCUCGAAGGAAGACGCACACAUAUUGCAGGUGUUGUCCGAUGCGGGAGCUGUGUUCCAUUGUAGGACAACUGUGCCCCAGCUGAUGAUGCACCUCGAAACGGACUCUAACCUAUAUGGUGUCACUGUGAAUCCCUACAACUCGCAACUGACAUCUGGCGGCUCAUCUGGUGGGGAAGGUGCACUCAUUGCUCUUAGAGGCUCCCCGCUGGGUAUAGGCUCCGAUGUGGGAGGCAGUAUACGCAAUCCUGCUGCGAAUUGCGGCAUAUAUGGAUUCAAGCCGACAGCGUUCCGCAUACCAACAGACGGCUGGGGCUACAUGAUGGCUGGGGCGGACAAUGUUGAGAGCGUCCUUGGACCCCUGUCCACCUCAUUGGCUGGGCUUCAGCUUUUCAUGAAAGUAAUCAUCGAUUCGCAGCCCUGGCUUACGGAACCCGCCCUCAUACCGAUGCCGUGGAGGGAAGUAGAAAUUCCGAAGAACCUCAAAAUCGGCGUCCUGUGGCAUGAUAACGUCGUGCGGCCCCAUCCACCCGUUUCUCGGGCACUACGUUUGGUCACUGAAAGGCUGAAAACAGCUGGUAUAGAGGUUGUCGAUUUCCCGCCAUAUUUGCAUGAUGAGGCAUGGGCUAUUAUAUCCUCUCUCUACUACCCUGACGGAGGGGAGUAUGACUCCGAUGCUAUCCAAAGCUCUGGCGAACCAUGGAGACCGCUUUCCAAAUGGAUCGUCAAAGAAAAUCCUUGUGUCAAAAAGAUGUCAGUCGGUGAGCUGACCUAUUGGCUCGAGGAACGUGAAGCUUAUCGUAAGGAAUAUGCGCUUCACUGGAAUGAGUAUGGAGUCGAUGCCUUGCUUUGCCCUGUUGGACCUGGGGUAGCGCCUCGUCAUAAUACAGCAAAGUAUUGGUGUUACACGAGCCAGUGGAACUUGCUCGACUAUCCAGGAGUUGCUUUCCCUGUUUGUAAAGUCGAUGAGGCCGUGGACAAGCUCGAGGAUGACUUCAAGCCAAUGAGCGGUCACGACUCUGAUAACCGGAAGCUUUACGAUCCGCAAGAGUUCCAUGGCCUGCCCGUCAGUUUACAGCUCGUUGGAAGGCGUUUUGAGGAUGAGAAGGUUUUGAAGGUAUUGGAGUUCGUGACCAAAAAGAUUGGGCUUCCCUUCGAAAACUUCCCUUGACAGCCUGAUGGUUAUAGACAGAUCUUUGCGUGCUUUUCCUGAGGUUGCCAGCGAGGCAAGGCAAGAUAUUCAAGGUGGCCUCCAAUUGAGGUUACCGACACCAUUUGGGAACCGUAGACUUGGCGGGGAUAUUAGUUUCUACGUUCAUCUGGACGUAAACUUG